Messenger RNA from Ilyonectria robusta, 876 nucleotides. RefSeq names its product catechol O-methyltransferase. The record is from RefSeq and is a predicted model, not a curated record. Gene Ontology annotation, molecular function: O-methyltransferase activity. The transcript is spliced from 3 exons. NCBI's taxonomy places the organism in Eukaryota, Fungi, Ascomycota, Sordariomycetes, Hypocreales, Nectriaceae. Bases 1 to 876 code for a protein of 291 amino acids.
AUGGCCCAGUUUGAUGAGCAGAAGGCUUAUGUCGAGCAGGAAGACGUUGUUUUCUUCGACGAUGGCCGUGAGAUUGAGCUGCUUCACUUUGUCUACAGCCAGCCCAACAUUGAUGAGCUUCGCGGAUCGCCUGAGAAGAUCCUUGCCGUGAUUGAUAAGUAUGCGCGGACGAAAAAGUAUCUCAUGAAUGUGGGCGAGGACAAGGGCAAGAUUGUGACGGACUUGAUCAACGAGGUCAAGCCCCAAACCAUGGUUGAACUGGGGGGCUAUGUUGGAUACUCAACCAUCCUCUUCGGCGCCGCCGUGCGCCAAGUCGGCGGCUCGCGAUACUGGAGUCUGGAGCGAAACCCCGAGUUCGCCGCCGUCAUCUCGUCGCUCAUCGACCUUGCGGGCCUCAGCGACAUCGUCAAGGUCAUCGUCGGGCCCAGCGACGCUUCCCUGCGGCGCCUGCACAAGCAGGGCGCCUUGUCUAGCAUCGACCUGAUGUUCCUGGACCACUACAAGCCAGCCUACCUGUACGACCUGAAGCUGUGCGAGCAGCUGCACCUCGUCAGCCCCGGCAGCGUCCUCGCGGCCGACAACGUCAUCAAGCCGGGCAACCCGCCGUACCUGGCCUACGUGCGCAGCAGCGUGGCCGAGAAGCGAGCGGCGCUGGGGGCGAGCGAGGGUGACGCCGUGGCCGAGGGCUUUUCGGAGAGGACGGCGAAGCAGUACGAGAAGCGGGAGGGCCAGGAGCACUUGAAUGCUGAGGUUCUGGGAGAUCCCGGGUUGGUGUAUCAGAGCGUGUUGGUGAAUAGCUGGGAGCCGACGGGUGUUCCGGAUGGUGUCGAGAUUACGAGAUGUGUUGGAAAGGAGGAGUGGGUUGAGAAGGUGUAA